Messenger RNA from Eurypyga helias (sunbittern), 2290 nucleotides. RefSeq names its product cysteine-rich secretory protein LCCL domain containing 1 (gene CRISPLD1). The transcript has 14 exons. The record is from RefSeq and is a predicted model, not a curated record. NCBI's taxonomy places the organism in Eukaryota, Metazoa, Chordata, Aves, Eurypygiformes, Eurypygidae. Gene Ontology annotation, cellular component: extracellular region. The coding region runs from base 67 to 1608 and encodes 513 amino acids.
GCCAACACACCUGGAAGAAAGACUUUGUCUUGGAGCUAACUCCUGAGCAUUUUGAGAUCAUUCAUCAUGAAGUAUGUAGUACAGAAAUGGCUCAGAGCAACUACCUUGCUAUUCAUAGCUCAAGCAGUUUCUGCAAUGGUUCUUCCCAAUGCCACGCUCUUAGAGGAACUUUUGGAAAAGUACAUGGAUGAAGAUGGUGAGUGGUGGAUCGCCAAGCAGAGAGGGAAAAGGGCUAUCACAGACAGUGAUAUGCAAAGUAUCUUGGAUCUUCAUAAUAAAUUACGGGGUCAGGUGUAUCCACCAGCUUCCAAUAUGGAAUAUAUGACAUGGGACACAGAGCUUGAGAGAUCUGCAGAGUCGUGGGCUGAAACCUGUCUAUGGGAGCAUGGGCCAGCAAGCCUUCUUCCAUCAAUUGGACAGAAUUUGGGGGCACACUGGGGAAGGUACAGACCUCCAACAUUUCAUGUCCAAGCAUGGUAUGACGAAGUGAGAGAUUUCACAUAUCCCCAUCCUCAUGAAUGCAACCCGUAUUGUCCUUACAAAUGCUCUGGUCCUGUUUGUACACAUUACACACAGGUCGUUUGGGCUACAAGUAGCAGAAUUGGUUGUGCCAUUAAUUUGUGUCAUAACAUGAACAUCUGGGGGCAGAUUUGGCCAAAAGCAGUCUAUCUUGUAUGCAAUUAUUCUCCUAAGGGUAACUGGUGGGGUCAUGCUCCUUAUAAACCUGGCCGCCCUUGUUCUGCAUGUCCCCCUAGUUUUGGAGGAGGCUGCAGAGAAAAUCUUUGUUACAGAGAGGAUUCAGAAAGGCCUUAUUCUCCCCAUGAACCAGAAGAGGAAACCAAUGAGAUUGAACGGCAGCGAUCCAAAGCCCAGGAUGGAACGGCACAAGCCCGUCCAAGAACUCAUUCACCUUUGGGCUCCACAGGCAUUGAUGACAGUGAGAAAAAUGAAGUAAUAAGCACACAGCAAAUGUCUCAGAUUGUUUCAUGUGAAGUAAGGCUAAGAGAUCAGUGCAAAGGAACAACUUGCAAUAGGUAUGAAUGUCCUGCUGGCUGUUUGGAUAGCAAAGCCAAAGUUAUUGGAAGUGUACAUUAUGAAAUGCAAUCCAGUAUUUGUAAAGCUGCCAUACAUUAUGGCAUUCUAGACAAUGAAGGUGGUUGGGUUGAUGUCACUAGACAAGGGAGGAAAAAUUACUUUAUCAAGUCUUACAGAAAUGGCAUUCAGUCAAUUGGAAAAUACCAGUCUGCUAACUCCUUCACUGUCUCUAAAGUAACAGUUCAAGCGAUCACCUGUGAAACGACAGUGGAACAGCUGUGCCCAUUUCAAAAACCAGCCUCACACUGUCCGAGGGUUUAUUGUCCUCACAACUGUAUGCAGGCAAAUCCACAUUACGCUCGUGUAAUUGGGACACGAAUUUAUUCUGAUAUAUCCAGUAUCUGCCGGGCAGCAGUACAUGCUGGUGUGGUCCGCAACCAGGGUGGUUAUGUUGAUGUUAUGCCAGUAGACAAAAGAAAGGUGUACGUUGCUUCCUUUCAAAAUGGGAUAUAUUCAGAAAGUUUACAGAAUCCUCCAGGAAGCAAGGCAUUCAGAGUAUUUGCUGUUGUUUGAGUCGAGCAAGUAAAAUGUAAAACAGGCAAGUGAAACCAGAGCACUUGGAAGAGAAUAUUAAAGCCAAUUUCUUAUAAUUCCUAAAAUUUGUAUAAAGCUGUAACUUUAUUGUACAGAAGAUGUAUACUGCUUUCCACCAAAAAGUUUAAGUUACAUAUAUAUCUUAAUGAAAAAAUCUGUAAAGGUAAACAUGGGAGAAAAAUUCAUUUGAAAAUCUAUAAUGAUAUAUAACAAUAUUUUGAAUCCUGUGUUAAAUAUUGCUAUAUUUUCUUAGCAGUUACUCCUAUACAGUUAAUUCAAAGCUCACGAAUGUUCUUUGUUUUCUUCAUCUGAACAUAUUAUUGUAUGGUGCUUUAUAUAUGCCACUAACAGUAAUCUUAAAACUAUACCAUAGGGAGGCCUGAAUUUUUAUUUCCAGUGUACAUUAAAGAAGCCAUCCUAAUAAUUCAAUAUAAUAAACCAUGCCUUAAAGUAAAAUAAAUAUAUAUAUAACUUUGAUGAUUUACAGUAGCAUUAGCCAUGCAAACAUUAAUGAAGAGCUAGACUGUUUUCAAUUUCACACUAAUCAUAACAAGUGCAAAUACCUGUUUUGAAAUAAAAUGGAAAAUAUAAAACGUAGGGAAAUCCUGGGUCAUAUUAGCAUGUUUUCCUCUAAAGAAAUAUUUUUAAGAGACUGGGCCAU